GUGGUCGCUGUUUGUGUGAGUUCCCGGAACCCUCCUCCCAGGCCCGCCGCCCAGGCCGGAACGUUCAGCGGGUGGCACCGGGGCCCAAGAUGGCGGCGGCUGAAGGGGAGCGGUUGUGAGAGCGUUAAGCCCUGGGAUGUUUUUGGUGAAUUACAGCAGCAGCAGCAGCGAGGAGGAAGAGGAGAAGGAGGGUCCGGGCGGAGAGGGAUCCCGAGGCCAAGCAGAGGAAGGAGCUGCCGGCGGGGUUGAAGUGAAAUCCCAACACUUGCCAGUCCCAGAGAGUGUAAUGGGGAUGUUCAAGGAACUUGAAGAGGAGUUGGAUGAUAGUGUGAAGCAUGAUGGUCGCAUACGCAGCUUUCCACACCAGCGAGGCAACUGGGCAACACUUGUGUACUUGGAAUACUACCCCGAAGAGGAGUUUAUCGAACUUAUUGAUGUGCUGCUGACUUACUUGCAGACAUUCGGGCUGCCAAUGGUUCGCCUCCGAGAGUUUCAUAUCAGUCUGUCACAGACUGUUGUGCUGCGUUAUCAUUGGAUAAACAUCUUCGUGGAGUCAUUAAAGGAAAAGCUGAGCUCCUUUGACAGGUUCUACUGCGUUUCAGAUAAAGUGAAGAUCUACAUUAAUCAAGAAAAGACCAGGACUUUCCUUGGCCUAGAGGUUUCAGCUGGCAACAACUACUUAGAAGAAAUGGUCACUGAGGUGGAUAAAUGUAUGAAGGAGUUUGAUCUGAAAGCUUAUCAUAAGAAACCUUCCUAUCACAUCAGUGUGGCCUGGUGCUUAGGGGAUGUCACUACUGAACUUGAAAAACACAAUCAGGAGCUGCAGGCUAUAGUGGAUAGAUUUGAAAACAAAAGCAGAGUCCUCCGAAUGUUUGCAGAUCAAGUGCGAUGUAAAAUUGGAAACAAGAUCUUCUUCUUUCCCAUGCGAUAGCAGCCAUUACUCACUUUGAAGAGCUCAACUGGAAGCAACAACUUGCCCUAAGAUUAACACCAAGAAACCUUGGGAAGAAACCUGCUCUUUCCCAUCUAUCUCCUCUGGCUACGGAGAUGCAAUGUAACAGCUUGCCUGUAACAGGUCAUGUAUUUCGGCUAAUUUGUAAUUGCACUGAGCUAUUCAUCUUUCAGAAUAAAGACACGCUAUUUUUCAGAUGAAAGAAGAUAUGAAGUAAGUAAAUAGUAAUUUUAUUUUAAAUUUCCAUUCAAUGAGAUUUACUUUUUAAACCCUAGUUCUACAAAUGGCUUUACAGCAGAACUGCCUCCAAUUCAGUGGAGUUACUGCGCCUAACGCAUCAUAAUACCUUAAUCACAUGGAUCUUCAAAAUAGUUGGAUUUUACAACUUGUUGAUAUUUUUUCCAUUUUUCAUUUAUUUCAUUUUAAUAUUGAACUAAACUCUGAAACUCUUAGGGCUUGGAGCUAUAGUCUUUUCAGUCUUGUUGCAUAUUUAAAAUGCCUAUCCCAUACACAAUCUUCAACUUGAAACUAUUUAUAAAUAUGUUUAUCUUUUGCAAUUUGUGUAUACAGUGUAGCAUUUUUUCCUUUAAAAAAAGUGGGAAUUUUGACUUGGAAUAAACAUCUUGUAUAUAACUGUGAAAAUGCCAAAAAUAAACCAAGUAUUCAUCUAAAAAUGUUCUUCUGACAAAGUUGUAGUUACAUGCAUGAAAACUGUGAAUGUGACAAUCCUGAUAAUGUUUUGGAUUGAAGCCUGUUAAGUAUUAAGGUUUGAGGAUUGCAGUCAUGUUUUUGUGUAUAUUUGUUUGUAGAUAUAACUAAAAGAACAUGUAAGCUAUUUUGAUGGUUUUCUUGAUACCUGGAUUUGAUUACUGCAUAACACAAGCGUUAAAAUUUCCUGCCAAACAACCAACAAGUUUGGUUUAUUUUAAGACUAGGAAGAUGUAUUGAGAGUUCAUGAUUGAUACAAAUUGCUGUAUGCUUUGUACCAUUCCCUCAUGAAUACAAGAUCUCAACCUUAAUCUCA
This is a messenger RNA of Chiloscyllium plagiosum (whitespotted bambooshark), 1976 nucleotides long. RefSeq names its product U6 snRNA biogenesis 1 (gene usb1). NCBI's taxonomy places the organism in Eukaryota, Metazoa, Chordata, Chondrichthyes, Orectolobiformes, Hemiscylliidae. Gene Ontology annotation, cellular component: nucleus. The record is from RefSeq and is a predicted model, not a curated record. Gene Ontology annotation, biological process: U6 snRNA 3'-end processing. Gene Ontology annotation, molecular function: 3'-5'-RNA exonuclease activity.